Neocloeon triangulifer is the source of this 1218-nucleotide messenger RNA. Its product is annotated as ubiquitin-conjugating enzyme E2Q-like protein 1. Bases 156 to 821 code for a protein of 221 amino acids. The transcript is spliced from 4 exons. The record is from RefSeq and is a predicted model, not a curated record. NCBI's taxonomy places the organism in Eukaryota, Metazoa, Arthropoda, Insecta, Ephemeroptera, Baetidae.
UGCUGUGAACAAGGAGAGGGAGAGAAACGCGAACACUAGCCGUUUUUUAGAAAGGAAAUUAUCCCAUUGCUCGAGAGAGGUUCAUUCAUAAGAAACACGCAGUUACAAAAGUCCUCGCGCGCGCACAGUUUCCAUAGGGGUCCAGCGAACAAGUAAUGGGCAAAGUGCACGGAAAAGUGGAGACGGACAUUCCUGACGGGCUCAACUUCAACCAAGAGGCUUUCUACCGACGAAUUUUGCUUCCCGAAGAAAAAUCAGAGCAGAUCACAAUCAAGAUAACAGGGCCUGGCGGUGUUGGUGGCACUUCAUUUUCCUCGUCUUCGUCUUGUUCGAGUUCCUCGUCCUCGCAGAUGGGCACCCCGAAACGUAUCAGUCCGAUUGUGCCUGGCGCCUCUCUGGAGAACCACGCCAUGGUUGUCCAAGCGAAGCGCAUCAUCAAGGAACUCACCGCCCUGCAGGCGUCGGUACACCUGCGCAUCGGCCUAGAACGCAAGGACAAGGACUUCACCACCUGGGAGGUUGAGAUGUACCACGUUGAUCCUGACUCGGAAUUGUGCCAGGAAAUGUAUUUGAACGGUGUGGACCACAUUCUGCUGGAGAUGUGCUUCACCAACGAGUUUCCGUACUCGCCACCGACUCUGAAGGUGCUGGCGCCGGAACUGCACGACCCGAGCCACGACCUGAUCAAGCGGGACGGCAAAAUCAACAUGGACAGAUUGGCGGCCAGCUGGUCCAGCUACACUUCCAUCGAGUCGUUGUUCGUGCGUUUAGAGGUGCUGCUUGCCAAACUCAAGGUCGAGCUAAAAAAGACUCCUUCCUGAUCACUUAUUUAUAUUUAUUUUAUUCUUUGAUAAUUUAUGCAAGAGUCCGCCUAUGACACGGCACAUUAGAAUUGAUUAGAAUAAGAAAAAGAUUAAAUUGUCUCAUUUCCUUGAGAUAAAAUUAGGGAAAAAUUUAAUUCCUCAAUAAAUUUUGGCAGCAAUCGAGAUUUCCUGGUUUUUCAGAGCAUGAAUCAAUAAGUUGACCUUAUGGCGUUGGCCAGUUAUAUUAUAUUUUUAAGAAGUGUUUAGUGGAGUGAAAGUAGCCCAUACUUUUGGUGUAUUUUUGGAAACUCUGCGCAAAAGUGUGCACUUUCGCGUGGUUAUAUGCAUGACCAUGAAAAAUUAAGCUCUCUGUAUUAUCUUGCAAUAAAAUUUAUUGAUAGUAAAUUUUAAUAGA